AUGCCCACCACUCUUGAUGUAGUGAAGAAUGAGGUAAUGAAACUACUAGCUGUAGGGAUCAUUUAUCCAAUUUCAAAUAGCACUUGGGUUUCACCUGUCCAAGUGGUCCCUAAGAAGUUGGGUAUCACUGUUGUGAAGAACCAAGAUGAUGAGUUGAUCCUGACUAGAGUGGCCUAUAGUUGGCGAGUUUGCAUUGAUUAUAGAAGACUGAACCAGGAAACUCGCAAGGAUCACUUCGCUCGCCCAUUCAUUAAUCAGGUUCUAGAGAGGUUGGCAGGUUUUUACAGGAGAUUCAUCCAGGAUUUUAGCAAUAUUUUCGUUCCUUUGUCCAAGCUUCUUCAGAAGGACGUAGAUUUUGUGCUUGACCAGCCUUACAGAGAGGCAUUUGAGGAGUUGAGGAGGAAGCUUACCACCUCUCCUAUCAUGUAG
Molecule: messenger RNA, 429 nt
Organism: Glycine soja
Lineage: Eukaryota; Viridiplantae; Streptophyta; Magnoliopsida; Fabales; Fabaceae
Exons: 2
Coding region: 1-429 (142 amino acids)
Source: RefSeq, a predicted model, not a curated record